This is a messenger RNA of Athalia rosae (coleseed sawfly), 1394 nucleotides long. Its product is annotated as G-protein coupled receptor 143-like. Lineage: Eukaryota; Metazoa; Arthropoda; Insecta; Hymenoptera; Athaliidae. Gene Ontology annotation, cellular component: plasma membrane; melanosome membrane. Gene Ontology annotation, molecular function: L-DOPA binding; L-DOPA receptor activity; dopamine binding. Gene Ontology annotation, biological process: melanosome organization; regulation of calcium-mediated signaling; G protein-coupled receptor signaling pathway. The transcript has 6 exons. Bases 120 to 1193 code for a protein of 357 amino acids. The record is from RefSeq and is a predicted model, not a curated record.
ACCUACGGAGAAGUACGUAUGUACGUAUGUAGGUAGUAAGUGAAUGGCUAGGGCAAUACCUGCUGAUCUGCAGGAGGGAAAAGAGUGAUUGGCUGUGGCUCUGAACACGCUCUCAAAAUAUGGCAGAUCCAACUAUCCAGACUUUUUGUUGUCAUCACAACAACAAUACCGAUAUGGCGGUAGUAAUUAUGCAAGAAUUCAACACCGAUGCUUAUAACACCGUCUGUAUGUUAUCGUCCACUAUGGGAAUCCUUGGUGCCGUUUAUCAGGUCCUACCGCGGGAAGAAUCGCGAUUUUCGCAUCGAUGGCAUACAUUCUCCGCAGCUCGGGGCCGCGAGAUUAUCAUCUGGCUCGCUGUUGCUGAUUUCUUCGCUUCCUUAGGAGUCUUCGUUAGAUCGGCAUUAUGGAUUAAUUUCAAAUCGAUAAUGCCAACCAAAGAUGACACAUCGAGUGUGGUGUUCUGCGCUGUAUCGUCGGCUUGGACGCAGUAUUUUUAUAUGGCAACAUGGAUCUGGACUCUUUGUUACGCGAUAGAUAUGAGAUUGUUGCUGAGCGAACGUCAGGGUUAUCCGUAUUAUUACCAUGCUGUUGCCUGGAUAUGUCCUGCCAUUGUAACGAUCUUUGGCCUAUCCAUUCUUUAUAUACCUGAUGCCAACUGCCAUAACUCGUCUUCGUUGUCCAGCGCUGUACUACGAAUAUUGCCAAAUUAUUGUGCUACCUACAUACCUUUGACCAUUGUGAUGGUAACAAAUCCUGCGCUUUACCUAGCAUCGACUCGUGAUCUCACAGCUGCUGUGUCAUGGAGUCUGUCACAGCUUACAGGUCGUGAGAGAAAACUGGUUCAAACUAUCAGAAUGAAGUUUGCCUUAACGAAUUUAGUUUAUUAUAUUUGCUGGAUUCCAAAUUUGAUAAAUGGCAUUCUACUCUGGACCCUGUGGUUUAAAUUACCGAUAAAGGUUAUCAUCACUUUGUGGUAUAUAAUGGCAGUAACGAAUCCCCUGCAGGCCUUCUUCAAUGCCCUGGUGUAUCAAAGAUGGGGUAGAGCUGAAAAGUUUAGAUUUUCAUGGCGCAAAAAACUGAUGACAAAGGAAUACUACUCAGGAGAUAUUGGCACACUGUUGCCCGAAUCGACUCCACUGCUCAAUCAGCAUUUUACUCCGCACACGAGCAUAAAUGGAUCUUCCUCUCUCUGACAGUUUGGACGAGUGAAAAGUCUGUUCAAAUAGCUGUGACCCAUGAUACAUCAAUGUAAUGAACUCAGAUAACAGUGGUACACAUCUCCUAGUACUAACAAAUUAUUAUGGAUGGAUGAAUGUGUAUAUAUUUUUAGAAUUAUUUUCAGAGCCUACAAAAAAUAUUGUGUCGUUCAAUAAAUUUUCACCAAAUUUAUAAAA